AUGUUCUUUUCUCAGAAUAAAAGCUUGAAAAACAAGCUGCUGUCAGGAAACAAGUUAUGUGGAAUCCAUGCUGAAGAGUCCAAAAAGAUCCAAGCCCAAUUGAAGGAGCUGCGUUAUGGGAAAAAGGACUUGAUUUUCAAGGCACAACAGCUAACAGAUUUGGAGCAAAAACUAGCAGUUGCUAAAGAUGAAUUGGAGAAAGCGGCUCUUGACAAGGAGUCCCAGUUGAAAGCUCUGAAGGAGACUGUCCAACUCUGCCUGACAUCUGUUCUGCGCAAUCAACCUCCAGCUAUGAGCCUAAUGCCGUCCAAACUAACUGAGAGGAGGCUGCCAUCACCCAAUACAAAUGACUCAAAAGUUCCAGCUGCUGUGACAAGCAAAAAGGCUCAACCAACUGUCCUGGAAGACAAAAGAACCCUUCAAGUUGAGUCGCCAAAAGAAGAAAAGCCAAGUACCAAGUGUGAUUCUCCAGAUGGUGGCAAGACCUGUGCAGUGAAUCACAACUCUACCAAUGUGAACAAGACAACAGAAGUGGAUCCUGUCUUGCAGAAGCUGUACACACCUCCUCAGACUAAGCUGGAGAUCCCAAAAUCAGAAGAGAAAAACCGGAAGACUUCCAAAGGCAUCGCAAAUACAGAAGAAAAGACACUGUAGGCUUCAGGAAGCUGUGCUGCAAAUCUCCAUUUGCUAAUGUCUUCACAUUAUUUUUAGUCCAAAGGCAUGACAAAAGUACUAAGUUUCUAGAGCAUGCAUCUUUUCCACUAUUUUAUGUAUGUUUGUAAAGUAGCCAAAAGAAUUUCCAAAAUCCAACAUGCCAUUUACUAUCCUUUAGCAAUAAUCUAUUUGAAAUCGAUACUCACAGAAAUG
Messenger RNA from Vombatus ursinus (common wombat), 867 nucleotides. Its product is annotated as leucine zipper protein 2-like. The coding region runs from base 1 to 654 and encodes 217 amino acids. The record is from RefSeq and is a predicted model, not a curated record. NCBI's taxonomy places the organism in Eukaryota, Metazoa, Chordata, Mammalia, Diprotodontia, Vombatidae. The transcript has 7 exons.